UGCGCUCUUGCCCGGUUUUAGUCGAUUUUUACAUAGCUGCUUAAAAUCGCUUAGUCAAACCACACCUUUUGGGCAUAGACAAAAGAUUUAGAAAUGUCACUGUGUUGUCAAACUUAACCUGGAAGAGUUUGUUUGUUUGUCGGUUGUUUGAGCAUUUAAUGAUUUAAAACUAAACAAAAUGAAGGAUACACCAGGAGAAAUUGAUACUAGAAAUGUCGUCAAGAAUCGGGAGCUGCUUUACCGCAUGAUAAUAAGUCAAUUGUACUACGAUGGAUUCCAACCUAUUGCCGCAACUUUGGCGUCAGCAGUUCAUGCUGAUCCGCCAUGUCCACCCAGUGACCGACUCCUGAAUCUAAUGAUGGUGGGUCUGCAACACGAGCCGGACCGCAAGGACAGGCUCGCAGCUUCCAGUGGAGCUGAACAUCUGCUCGGAACUACUGGAUUUGACUUGGAAUAUGAAAUGGACGCCUCAUCCCUGGCCCCGGAGCCGGCUACCUAUGAGACCGCCUACGUGACGUCACAUAAGAUGGCUUGCAGAGCUGGUGCCUUCAGUGCUUGUGGGCAGCUGGUCGCUACCGGAUCUGUCGAUGCUUCUAUUAAGAUUCUGGACGUGGAACGUAUGUUGGCUAAGUCAGCACCUGAGGAAGUGGACCCAGGGAGGGAACAGCAAGGACACCCUGUCAUCAGGACAUUAUACGACCACACAGACGAGAUCACAGCCCUGGACUUCCACCCUCGCGAACAGAUACUGGUGUCCGCCUCCCGAGACUGUUGCAUCAAACUAUUCGACAUCACUAAGGCGUCCGCUAAGAAGGCUUAUAAAUCUAUCACUGACGCAGAACAAGUGCUAUGCGUGGCGUUCCACCCUCUAGGCGACCACAUAAUAGCGUCUAGCACCCAACCAGUGAUCCGGCUGUAUGACGUCACCACUAGUGCCUGCUUCGUGUGCCCCAUACCUUCGCAUCAUCAUACUAGACAAGUUAAUUCUAUACAAUUCUCCCCGAACGGCAAGUACUUCGCGAGCGGCAGCGCGGACGGCUGCGUGAAGCUUUGGGACACGGUGUCCAACCGAUGCUUCAACACGUUCAUCAAUGCACACGACGGCGCCGAGGUCUGCUCCGUCGCUUUUACCAGGAAUAGCAAGUAUUUAUUGACAUCUGGAUUGGAUUCGUCCAUUAAGCUUUGGGAGCUUGCCAGUAGCCGAUGUCUGAUUCAAUACACCGGCGCGGGAACUACAGAAUCGUCGCCAUUACUUGCUGAAAUUCAUGAUCCUGAAUUCGUGACUGAAGAUAGAACACUGACACCUGGAAUCGAUACAUCCGCCCAAGAAAGUCUUCCUGAUUCGCCUAUGGAUAACGGCCUCGAAAAUACAGAUUCAGUAUCGAUAAUAUCUACUCCAUGUAUUGACUAUUAUGCAGUUUCGACCCCAAAAAUUACAAAACGUAGAUCAAAAAGGACUGAUGUGGGUAUUGAACUUGAAAGUGAAUGGAUAACUAGAAAGAGAAAAAGUUUGUGUAACACAGGAUUGGAGUAUACAACGUCAAAAGGAAAGACUAAAGCAGCAAGGAGUAUUAAAGACAGCUGUGUGAAUUGUCGUCUGCAAUGCCAUAAUAAAAUAAGCGACGAGGUUCGAGUUAAUCUGUUCGAAAACUUCUGGAGUACAGGUGAUCACGCAAAACAAUGGGAACUUAUAGCCAAAUAUGUGAUACAGAAAAGCAAAAAGACUGCCACUAAAGUUGACAAUGAAUCUAGUCGUCGAUCACACACUUUGUAUUAUCAUCUGCCCAUAAAUUCUGACAAUGGAAUCACAUUACAAAAAGUUUGCAAGACAAUGUUCUUGAAUACAUUCGAUAUUAGUAAAGAUUUUGUUUAUACUGCAAUACGUAAAAACCAAGAAAUCAAUGAUUUUACUGAUGUUACUGAUGACAGAGGAAGACAUAAAAACCAUAGAUGUAUAAUUUCAAAUGAAAUGAAGCAGAGUGUCUUAGAUCACGUUAAUUCAUUCACCCCUAUCGAGUCUCGCUAUGUUAGAAAACGUACGAGUAAAAAAUAUUUAGAUAGUUCUCUAUCUUUUUCGAAAAUGUUUAAAUUGUAUGUUGAGUGGUGUGAUGAUAAUAAUUAUAAUUGUAGAGUACAGACAGUAAGACAGUAUAGAGAUAUAGUUAAUGCUAAUUUGAAGAUAGGCUUUCGUUUACCAAAUAAAAAAGGUAAUUUAAAAAGCUAAAAAACCCGACUGCGUUUCUUUAUAACAUGAAAAUGAAA
Spodoptera frugiperda (fall armyworm) is the source of this 2262-nucleotide messenger RNA. It is a transcript of the gene CstF50, whose product is annotated as cleavage stimulation factor subunit 1. Gene Ontology annotation, cellular component: mRNA cleavage stimulating factor complex. The transcript has 10 exons. The coding region runs from base 179 to 2224 and encodes 681 amino acids. Lineage: Eukaryota; Metazoa; Arthropoda; Insecta; Lepidoptera; Noctuidae. Gene Ontology annotation, biological process: mRNA 3'-end processing. The record is from RefSeq and is a predicted model, not a curated record. Gene Ontology annotation, molecular function: RNA binding; protein binding.